Molecule: messenger RNA, 3708 nt
Organism: Podospora pseudopauciseta
Lineage: Eukaryota; Fungi; Ascomycota; Sordariomycetes; Sordariales; Podosporaceae
Exons: 2
Coding region: 2902-3708 (268 amino acids)
Biological process (GO): mitotic cell cycle
Cellular component (GO): mitotic spindle; DASH complex
Source: RefSeq, a predicted model, not a curated record
CAAUUACGCCCGAGUGGGGAUCAAAGUCAAGUCAAGUGAGUUCAAGUGACAACAACAAAAAUGUUCUUGAUUGGCUUGCCUGUGCUUCUGUUGUUGUGCUUCAACUAAUCUACAAAUAUUGACGUAGCGCAUUCCCAGCUACCCGAUUCUUCCUAAUUCUGACAUGACCCAACAAUCAUUCAAUCCCAUCCAUCCCUUCAUAGACUCCCCAUGUCCCACGAUUAGACAAGCCCAAAACCCUCAAGUGUGAUAGCAACCAAGUGUGUUCAAGGACUCCCCCCCAUCCCUUUCGACACCCUUGCGUACUAGUGUCAUCAAGGUUAUCCCCGUCGUCGUCGUGAAGAAAGGACAGGAAAAAAAAAGAAACGAAAAAAAGGGCAAUAAAACUCUUAUGUCGUGAGCUCAAUAUGGCUUCACAACCCAGCUGAAGAAUAAUAACGAGAAUGUAGAAUGCAUGCUGUUAACCUGUGCCGAAAAGAAAGAACCCAAAACAAGAUAACCCGUAAUUGCAUUUGCCAAACUCCGAACCAAUGUCGCCAAACUUUGUCGUCGAAUAUUCAGAUGGGAGUUUUUUCUGCCGAAAACCUGCGCCAACAACACCUAAGCCAAAUCAAAUCCUAGCACGCUUUGAUGGGCCGGCCACAGGCAGAGGCUCUGCAGACCGUUUCUGGCUGGUGGUCGUGGGGGAAACGCCAGCCUUGGUUUGGCGCCAGCCCUUAAUGGUGGCUUGCUUGCUGGCUUGCUUGCCCCUCGACGCCGCUGUUGGCGUGGCCUUCUUGCGAGUGGCACGCACUGUGGUGGGCGGCGAGGCUGGAGCAAAACGCGGGGCCUCGGGCGUACCGGGAACCUUCUCGACUGCUUCGGCUGGGGUGAUUGGGAGAGUUUGGGCGGCUUCCUCAACCACGUGGUCCUCGAUGUCAGUCUCCGCCUCUUCAUCUUCAAUCGAGAUGGCGGGCACAUCGGGCUUGGCAACAGGGAAGAGGAGUCUGGGCUUGACACUGGCGCGGGUGAGUCUUCUCACGGGCGCCUCGACAGCACUUUCCAAACCACCCUCGAUAUUCUCUGAGGCGCGCUUCUUGAAGAGGUGGAAUUGCUUCUUGCCACGGCUGUUUCUUGUGUUAGCCGAGUGCACUGAUGAGAACACAAACAGGGAGCGACGACUUACAAUACGGUGACCAAACCAUCCUCGCGCUGAAUGGCCUCUUCAAUUGUGAUCUGGCCUUCGCCGGGAACACUGACCAUCUGGCGCUGGCUGCGGCGAGGAGCCGAGGGGGCAGGGGCCCUUGAGGGCUCGACAUAGAAGGGGUUGUCAAUGCUGCGGUCGACCUCGGGAAUGCGCUCAUGCGAGUCGACGUGGAUAUGGAACGACUCAUCCGAGCCUUGCUCAGUGAAGCUGUCCAACGUGUGGGCCUGGGUGCGGACCCUUCUAGGGGAGGGCAUGACCUCAUCCUCGGCGCGGAACAGGGUGCGGGCAAACGCUUCCACCUUGGCCUUGGACUCCUCGGUAGGAGGCUUCUGGGGUGUCUUGGCGGGGGUGAUUAGCAUCCCGGUGCUGCUGCUGGCGACGGUGGUGCGAGGCGCAAGAAGGCCGGCUGACUUCUUGGUGAAGCCAAGGGCAGAGGCGGCAUCGGAAACACUGGCGGCGGUGAGGGUGCGACGAGGAGAAUCCAUGGCGGCGAUGCGCUUCUUUUGAGGGGAAAGGCUUGGUGUGCCCAUGGUCGACUUCUUCUUUUGGUUGAUUGACUUGGGAGAACCGUCUGAAGUUUCCUCGGGCUGGUCGGAAUGUUGCUGGUGUUGGCGACGCGAUGAUGGAACUCUGGGAGAGGGAGUUCGGUUGGCAGCGCGGUUGGCAAUACGGGAUGACUUGCGAGGAGUGUAAGGCUCGUAGGAGUCGGAGUAGCCCAGGUGAGGGGCAGGAGGAGUUCUGACUCUGGAGCUGGGAGAAGGAGUCGCCGGGUAGGGUGGCUCCAUGAUUUCCGCCAUUGUUCGAUUGCUUUGAAUAGAGAGACAAACGUCAAUUGAAUUGGCAGUGGGGAGCAGGUGACUAUUGUCGUUGUUGUUGUUGUUGUUAUUGUGAGGGCGCAGAAUGGAGUGGGCGCGAAGUGAGGGUGCUCCCAGGCGGGAUGAAAAUGCGUGGUCGGCGGCGGGUGGUGGUACGGAUCAAAGAGAGUCGCAAGAGCCCAAGAGUCGCAAGGUGAGAGGUUGGACGGCGAGGUGAGGUUGCGUGACAGCGACAGCGAUGUUCAAAUCAACAAAUCGCGCAAGGUAGCAGGUGAUCGUGUUGAUGUUGACAGGUCAAACAAGUGACUUGCACCGGGGCAACAAACACAGCAACUCCUAGGAUUCCCUAGUAAAAUAAGAUAUGGGAGGGUUAUGGAGGAGGACUGAAGCGUUUGGCAAGUCUCAGGGUUUGACACGAUUGGAAAAUUGUGAUGCUGGAUGGAGAGGUUGGAGCAGGAAAACGGGCGGAUGCGAAGAAGGGGCUGGGACAAGUGGGACUGGGAGCCCUUGAUGAGGAUUGAUUGGACAAUAAUCUCCAUCCCAUCCCUGUCCUCUCUCUCAAGACGCGCUCUCGACGUGUCAGUCUCGCGUUUUUUGCAGCCCUGCCUGCCCAAUGGAACCCCAGCGGCCAGCCCCACCAAUUUGGCUAGCCAAUACCGCUGUAACAGCGCAUUUGUGGGGGGGGUGGUCGAACUGGACCUGCAGCAAAAACAUCAACGUCAUCCCAUGAGCCUUACCAGAAUCAGACCUACCCGCCGUCAAUCAUUAUCAAAACCGAGACACAAUCCAGCCUUACGGAUGCCACACGCUGAAAUAGAGACAUUCAAUUGACAGUCUCAGCCUUGUCCACCACCACAACCACCACAAGAACAUACAACCCCACACAAACCAAACAUCACCAUGCCCUCCCACCACCACUAUCCCUCCUCCCCCAAACUACCCCCCUCCUCAGACGAUGAAUUCUCCUUCUCCGAAGUCCAAUCCACCACCCCCUCCCGUCCACCCCCUUCUUCCCGCCAGCAAUCCCAGGUCCAAUACCCCCCCUCCAAACCAAAAACCCCCAUCACCCACAAUGCCGCCCCCUCAUCCCCGGACGACCCGGAAACAAAAGAAGCAACCCUCCAACGCGAACUCCAAGGCGUCCGUGCAAUCAACACAGCCAUCGAAUCCAUAAUCUCAACCCUCGAACGAGCAAAAGGCAACAUGGUUACCGUCUCCCAAACCGUCACCAACGCCUCCACCCUCCUCAACACCUGGACCCGCAUCCUCUCCCAAACCGAACACAACCAACGCCUGAUCCUCAACCCAAACUGGAAAGGCGCAUCAGGCGACAUAGCCGACAUGGAGCACGAAGCCCUCCUCAAACAGCAAGAAGAGGAGCGCAGAGCAAGAGAGGCAGAGAGGAGGAGGGAGGAGGCGAGGAGGAAGGCUGAGGAGGAGGAAAGAAAGCGCGCUGCUGGGACGGUGUCAGCAGGUAGUGGGACGACAAGGGGGAGGGGGUUGGCUAGGGGGACCACGACGGGAAGAGGGAGGGGGGCCGGGUUGGUUAGGAGCACCUCUUCUGCUGGGAGGACUACAACCGGAACUGGGAUUGCCAGGGGGGGGACUAGUACCUCCUCGAGAGGGACGAGCGGGAUUGGGAGGGGGGGUUUUGGGUAUGGGCGGGUUGGGGCGCCCGGGACGAGGGGGGCUAAGAAGGAGACUUGA